Molecule: messenger RNA, 708 nt
Organism: Oppia nitens
Lineage: Eukaryota; Metazoa; Arthropoda; Arachnida; Sarcoptiformes; Oppiidae
Product: growth arrest-specific protein 1-like
Exons: 2
Coding region: 1-708 (235 amino acids)
Biological process (GO): regulation of cell cycle
Source: RefSeq, a predicted model, not a curated record
AUGUCCAUCAAGUGGAUCAACUGUACCCGAUGUGAUAUCGCCCGAACCAAAUGUGCCUAUAGGAUGGGUUGUGGGUUCAGUUUGCAUGGGUAUAUGGUUGACUGCGCCGACCUAAUAGCCGGCCGAACCAACAAGUGUCAGCCGGCCUGUCAAAGGGCACUGAUAGCUCUGAUGAGUACCGAAGAGGGCCAAGAACUGGUUGAUUGUGAGUGUGACGGAUCCAAGUUUUGUGAACUGAAUAAAGAACGAAUCGAAGUGUGCAGAGCUUCGGUAGUGGCGGCCAUUGCCGAAGAUUCGGUAGUGUCGUGUUCGACGGCCCGUUGGAUCUGUUUAGCUGAUCCGGUAUGCAGUACUGCACUAGACUUUUAUCAUCGAUUUUGUCGCGGACUGUUCGAUGGACGCCGAUGUACGCCACGGUGUAACAAUAGUUUGUCGAUUUUGGACAGACAGGAAAAGGCAUCGAAAUUAAAGACUUGUUUUUGUGAUGGAAGUGAAGACUUUCCCUGUCAACGGAUCAAAGACAAUACCGAGAGACUGUGUUUUGGCAAAUAUGUCUAUAGUGUCGAUGACAUCGACGAUAAUGAAAUUGAUGUUAUGGGACAGCGAUCGUUGUCCACAACUGUUAAACCAUUGACGGAUAAGUUAUCACUAUUAGUAGUGUUGUUGCUGUUGUUGGCCAUGACUUGUAUGACAUUCACUGACAUCUGA